AUAUUUGUUAUCUACACAUGACCAUGGUAUACAUACAAUAAUAUGUGUUUAACUAUGACCUUCGGUUCAUUUACGUAAAAACAUGUCGACUUUUUUGUCUGGGUUCAUAAUUUUUAAAACAAAUAAGCUCAGCGAUUGUGUCGGUUAUCAACACGUGGUUUGUUGCGCAAGUGACAGAUGAAUACACAGUGGAGAAAUGACAGGAUAUAAAUGGACUUAUUAUAGCCAUACAGGCCUGAAGGAUUAAUGUCGCUAAAGUUGUGAAUCGAAAAAGGUACGGGGAAACAGCAAUGACAUUAUGAGGAGAGGAUGUGGGAAAAUCAUCAUGGGCCUUUGUUAUUCUGCGGAAUCGCUGGUGGAGGCAUGUGAGAAUCUGGACGCAGAAGCAAUUCAAAGACUUGUGGACGAAGGACAUAAUGUGAAUCAAGUGACGUUCGAAUGGGAAGGUACGUGCCAUCUGUCGAGCUGCCUUCACGUGUGUCUCUCUGUACAAAUUCGUCAAAAGCAUAAAAAGUAUCGCCAGAGAUGUUUGGAAAUUCUUCUCCAGGAGGGAGCUGAUCCAAAUCAAAGAAAUCACCGGGGUGAGACGCCUAUCAUGAUCGCUGAAUCUUUUAACGACGUUGAUAGUAUUCAACAAUUGAUAGACGCUGGUGGGGAUGUUAAAAAGUUGAGUUACAACGGUAAAACUGCUCUUUUCAAUGCCAUCCUUAAUGGUAGGGUUCAAACUGCUGAAGUGCUUCUUCGCGCGGGUGCCGAUAUUAAUGAAAAGUUUCCCGGUUAUAAAGGAUUUAUCUUGCAAGCAGCUAAACAGGGCAAUACUUCAGUGCUGCGUUACCUUAUCAAAGCCGGCUGUGAUAUAAAUCAAACAUGUGGCGAAAGAGGAGCAUCAGCUCUGCAUCAUUCCAUAUUAUCAGGACGAAAUGUACUGGAAGUUUUGCAAGUGUUGAUAGAUGAAGGCAUCGAUAUAAAUAUAAUGGACAAUGCUGGAGAUCGCCCCAUACACUGGGCAAUGUUUGUGAAGGACAAAGCAGUCGUCAGAUUUCUGUUGGCUCAAAAUGCUGACAUCAAUUCUCUAACCAUGAGCAACCAAUCCAUUUUAGACAAUAUUUAUUGUUUAGGUUUAACUGGGUUUAUGAAAGAUUGUGGAUAUAUGGCUGGUUUUUCAAAAGGUCGCAAUAUAGUUUUUAAAUCGCUGCCAUCUUUAACAUCAUGCUGUAGAAAGACAAUCAGACGUCAAAUAGGAUGUAAUGCGGAUGAGAAAAUUGUGUUUUUACCAUUACCUAACUAUCUUAAACAGUAUUUACAACUUACAGAUGUGCCCUGAUGUGUGACAAGAUAAUGCUUGCUCUUUCGAGAACAACUGAUAACACUUUUUAUUUACGCAAUUGAGAAAUUAACUUUAUUUUUUGACACUAUUGCACUUCAGAAAAAAAGAAUUCUUAAAAACUGUUA
Messenger RNA from Patella vulgata (common limpet), 1452 nucleotides. RefSeq names its product putative ankyrin repeat protein RF_0381. The record is from RefSeq and is a predicted model, not a curated record. Gene Ontology annotation, biological process: RNA processing; intracellular signal transduction. Gene Ontology annotation, molecular function: RNA binding; RNA nuclease activity; protein binding. The transcript has 3 exons. Lineage: Eukaryota; Metazoa; Mollusca; Gastropoda; Patellidae. The coding region runs from base 299 to 1324 and encodes 341 amino acids.